AUGGCCCCCUCAGCCGUAGAAGCCCCGGUCUCAACCGACAGAGUCCCCGUCGAACCAUGGACUCGUCCUGCACCUACAACUAAGAACCUCGACUGGGCCCCGCUGGUCCAGAUCGACCUUUCCCGCUUCGACGAGCCCGGCGGAAAGCAAGAACUGGCCAAACAACUAUACGAUGCAGUCACUCGCGUUGGAUUCUGGGUGGUGGUUGGCCACGGACUCGAUGAUGAUCGGGUGCUUCGCCAGUUCAGCCUUGGGAAUGCGUUCUUCAAGGAGCCGUUGGAAGAAAAGCGGAGCGUUGCAUGCAACUUCGCCGAGGGGGAGUACUUCGGGUAUCGGGAGAAUAAGCGGUGGAUUGCGGAUACGGGGGUGAAGGACAAUAUCGAGGCGCUCAACAUCCCUAAAGCAAUUCCUGCAUGGGAGCACAUCCCCAAACCCCGGAUCAUUCGACAGAACUACGAUGAGAUCGCGAGCUUCCACCGCGACCUCUUCGAUACGGUCAUUCGGAAGCUCUUCAUCUUAAUAGCGAUUAUCCUCGAAUUACCAGAAGACUACCUCCUCAACGCACAUGCCUACGAUGAGCGAUCGGAUGACCACCUCCGGUAUAUGCUCUACAACACCCGAACCCAAGAACAAUGGGACAAGGCGCAGGCGUAUACAAAAGGCGGACAUACCGAUUACGGCAGUCUCACCCUGCUGUUCUCGCAGCAUGUGGCUGGUCUACAGAUCCGAACGCCCGAAGAGGAGUGGAAGUACGUCAAGCCUGUGGACCGGGGGAUUACAUGCAAUCUUGGCGAAUCUACGUCCUUUCUUACAAACGGAUUCCUCAAAUCCACUAUCCACCGGGUUGUCACGCCUCCAGCGGAUCAGAUCAGGAUCCCCCGUCUAGGACUGCUCUACUUCUGCAGACCUGGAGACCAGGCUAUCAUGAAGCCGGUGCCGUCGCCUUUACUGGAUCGUCUUGGUUUGCUCACUGAGGACGACAAGGAUGGCAGUAAGCCUGCUGCAACAGGGACAGAAUACGUCCGCGCUAGGGUCAAGGAUGUGCAUCACCGGCCUGUGAUUGAUCAUUCCGAGAACGCGUCGUUCGAGUUCAAGGGACUCAAGGUGCAGAAUUUCUAUGAGUAG
Aspergillus steynii IBT 23096 is the source of this 1125-nucleotide messenger RNA. Its product is annotated as gibberellin 2-oxidase. The transcript is spliced from 3 exons. The coding region runs from base 1 to 1125 and encodes 374 amino acids. NCBI's taxonomy places the organism in Eukaryota, Fungi, Ascomycota, Eurotiomycetes, Eurotiales, Aspergillaceae. Gene Ontology annotation, molecular function: dioxygenase activity. The record is from RefSeq and is a predicted model, not a curated record.